Molecule: messenger RNA, 420 nt
Organism: Trametes versicolor FP-101664 SS1
Lineage: Eukaryota; Fungi; Basidiomycota; Agaricomycetes; Polyporales; Polyporaceae
Exons: 3
Coding region: 1-420 (139 amino acids)
Source: RefSeq, a predicted model, not a curated record
AUGGCCCGCACCAUGGGGAACCUGCUGUCCGCGGACGUCAGCGAACACGUCACCUUCGUGUACCCGACGACCCAGUUCAUCCCGCCGCUGACGUGUGCUCUCGCUGUGCGGGUUGUGAACCGUAUCCCGAAGUCGACAGAGUGCACGACCUCGACGUGCACCACCGUCCCCGCGCAGUGCGCGAUGACAAUCUCCCCUGCGUGGCCGAUCAAGCUCUCCAAAAUCUCGACGACGCCCGCGAGCGCCGCCGACAACAGCCUCAGUGUGAGCACGCUUGACAACGAAGUUGCGGACAAGGACGACCUCGUAGACUUCCUCAGUCAGACGCUCCCUGACAUCACAAACAGGACCUUUACAGUGCAGUCUCAAGGACCAGAACUGCGACAACUCGGAGGGAGUCUAGGAGAGGCGGCUGAGUGA